This is a messenger RNA of Symbiodinium natans, 4851 nucleotides long. The record is from the annotation of a GenBank genome assembly. NCBI's taxonomy places the organism in Eukaryota, Dinophyceae, Suessiales, Symbiodiniaceae.
AUGGACGCCAGCGUGAGCAACAUCAGCUACCAAGGGAAGGACCUGGACUCCGAAGAGCUCGGUGGGCAGAUUGCCUGGGUGGAACCCAGCCUCAUGGAGCGUGUUCAAGGCUAUAUGAUCUACUUGGCCAUCCUGCCCGACGGCACCGGCAGGUCCCAGGUGGGUGGCGAAGUGCCAGCGGGCACCCAUGACACUGCGCUGUUCCCAGAGCAACCACGGGGAGUCUUCGACUUCUUCACAGUCUACACGAGGUCGAGUCUCGCUGAGCAGACCACCCCGGUGCACCUUGCGAUUGAGGAUGAGGUUUCCUAUGCCCGCAAUGUGAGCUUCGUCGAUGAUGAUCUGGACGAGUUUGAGAUAGGCGGUUGGCUGCAGUGGCGCAUUCCGGUGGAUGCCAGCGAAGUCACCCACUACAUCGUCUAUUUGGCUGAGAACGAGGCAGGAGCCAAUCGCAGCCUCUUGGGAAAUGUGACCGUCGGGACGCACGAGUUCCUCGUGCCUGCGGACAUCGCGCUGGAAUCCUUCAGGUUCUUGACGGUCUUCGCACGUUCGAGCCUGGCAGAGCAGACAACACCCCGCUUCGUCGAGAUCAUCGACACUGUGUCCAGCGUGUCCAACAUAGGCUUCAUCGACAAGGACCUUGAUUGGGAUGAGCUGGGCGGCUAUGUCAACUGGCAGCCUCCCCCUAGCCACAGCCAGGUUCUCUUCUAUGAGCUUUACUUGGCAGAGAGCGCCACAGGCAAGAACCGCCUGCACCAUCCUGGCGCCAGCAUUCCGGUAGGCACCACGGAGGUGCUGUGGCCUGCAGAAACGGCCAAGGCCGCCUUCACUCACCUCGCCGUCUACACGAAGUCCUGGCUAGCGGAGCAGACGACACCAGUGGCGCUGGAGUUCGAGGACAAGGUGUCUCUCGUCAGCGACAUUGCCUUCCCUGACUUCGAUCUAGACUUGGAGGACAUCGGAGGCAACAUCUCCUGGGAGGCGCCUAACGACACUAGCCAGGUGACGCACUACAUCGUGUACCUGGGGCAAGCACAGGAGAACUCCACAGAGGCAAAUGGAACGCGCACGUGCAGCAACACCAGCUACCUGAACCACCCAUCGGAGGAAUCCAACGUGUCGGCGCCACUUUCUGAUUGGUGUCUGCUGACGUACAUGGGCAACACCUCUGUCGGGGUGCACAACCUCUUCAUCCCGCCAGACACAGGCGUGCCUCCCUACACCCACCUUGCGGUGUUCACGCUGAGCUCUUUGGUGGAGCAGACGACGCCAAUGACGCUGCUCUUCUGGGAUGAGGUUGCCAGCGUCUCCAACAUCAGGUUCGUUGAUCAAGACCUCGAUGUCAUCGAUCUGGGCGGAGAGAUUCAUUGGGAUGCUCCGAGCGCUAUGAGGAGGGUCUCGGAGUUCCUCGUGGAGUUGGCCACAGAUGAGCUUGUGCCCACGGACCGAUCUCAAAUAGGCCUCAAUGUUCCAGCAGGGACAAACCAGAUCCUGGCGCCAGCAGACACUGAACCUUUGCACUAUACCCGGUUUGUGGUGUACACGAAGUCCACGCUGGCAGAGCAGACCACACCGGUUGGGUACCACUUUGUGGACAAGUCUUCUCCCGUGCUGAACAUCUCCUUCUUUGACUUUGACCUGGAUGAGACAGACUUGUAUGGAGACCUGCUAUGGGAAGCUCCACUUGAUGAGGACGAAGUGCUGCAGUAUCUCGUUUACAUGGCCGAGAACAGCACGGGUAAAGAGCGAUCUUUGGUCGGCAUCGCAAACAAAGGCGUGCACAACAUGAGCAUCGUGCCCGAGACGCCGUUGCUUAAUUACACGCAUUUCUUGAUCUACACGGCCUCCCCCUUGUCCGAGCAAACGACGCCUGCGGCGCAUUUGAUCUUCGAUGCGGUGGCCAGCGUCUCCGACAUUGGCUUCGAAGACAGGGAUUUGGAUGUUCAGGAGGUUGGCGGCAACGUCACAUGGACUGCACCUGCAGUUGAGGACCGCGUUGAGCUGUAUCGCAUCUAUGUUGCGAACUCACCGACAGGCGAUGCACGCUUUCAGGUGGCAUCCGAGGUCGCUGGCACGAUUGCUUCCAAGGUGGCGACAGAGACACCGAUCCCAGCCAUGUCGAACCUGCUGAUCUACACACAGUCGGCACUGAUGGAGCAGACCACACCGGCAUACCAUGCCAUCACCGACAACUUCGCCUCCGUCUCCAACAUCACCUUUCCGGAGUUCGAUCUCGAUGCAGGCGAUUUGGGUGGCGAGCUUUCCUGGGAUCCGCCGGAGGAUGAGAGCCUCGUCACUGCAUACAACAUCUACUUUGGGAAGGUGGUGCCCGCGAACGCCUCCUCCGAGGAAUGCCGCUGGGAGGUGGUCACGCCGAAGGUGGCCUUGAUCACUGGCGUGACAAGCUUCGCCAUGGAGGCCGCCACCGCGGCCGUGGUGGAGGCUGCCGUGAAGGCGGCCUUGGCUCAGAGUUUUUCCAUCCCGGAAGCAGCUGUCAGCGUGUCCGUGACCCUCUUCACUGGCGGAAACGGAAGACGGCUGGAGGACAAUGAGGACGGAGAUUCCCCGAUUUGGCACGUCUCCCUUCAGCUCAGCGUGCCACCGACGGAGGCCGAGGCCAAGUUGGCUGCCCUGCAAAGCAAUGCUGGAGACCUUGCCGCUGCGUUGGGCCUCGAAGAUCAGACAGCAGUGGCAGCUCUGGCGGAAAGCUUCGCCAAGGCGAAGGUUCGCACAGAGGUGGCAGACCAAACGCUGGCAGUUGCUCAGCAUGACACCCUCGAGCCAGAGGACGGCCACGAAGCCGACACACGGCAGCUGUCCGUCCAGGAGUUUGUCGACCCUGCGGUGGAUGCCAUGGUCGCUUGGUGCAGGAAGACCUAUCGAACUGUGGGCACGUCGGACCUGCAGAUCACUGUGCCGGUUGAGACGCCCCGAAACGACUUCACCCACUUUGUGAUCUAUACGGCCUCUACGCUGGUUGAGCAAUCCACACCGACCGCGCUUGGGAUCUUCGACGCAAACGCAACAGUCUCAGGAGUUGAUUUCGUUGACGACGACCUGGAUCCGCUCGAGUUUGGCGGCAACGUGACCUGGCAAGAGCCCUCGGACUCCGACCGCGUGCAGGACUAUCUGCUCUACUUCGCGGAAGAUGAGCUGGGCAGCAACCGAAGCCGAGUGGGAAACGUUGUGCCGGUUGGUACCAGCCGCGAGCUGCUUCCUCCGGAAAUUUCCCAAGUUCCGGCGUUUACCCACUUGGUGAUCUACACACGGUCUUGGCUGGUGGAGCAGAGUACACCAGCCUCCUUUGCGCUUUCUGACACGAUCUCGAUGGUGUCGAACAUUGUGUUCGAGGACUUGGACCUGGAUUUCAAUGACCUGGGCUCCAACAUCACAUGGACGGAGCCGAGCGUUUACCAACAGGUCACAGAGUACUACGUGUACCUGGCAGACGGCCCAGAGCCCUUGAAGAUCACGGGCGACAAUGGCAACAUGCCAUGGACAGGGCGCUCGCAACUCGGCGUGGUUUCGGUGGGCACGGAGCUGCUUUUUGUACCUCCUGAGACUCCCAGGAAUGGGUACAGCCACGUGGUGAUCUAUGCAUCCUCGGACUUGGUUGAGCAAACCACUCCGCAAUACCACGUCAUCCACGAUGCCAAUGCCAGCGUCUCGAACGUGGAUUUCGUGGGCAAAGAUUUGGACUUGGAGGAUCUCGGCGGAGUGGUCAGCUGGAAUGCACCUGGCUCCGAUUGGGAUCGGGUCAUUGCCUAUGCCGUUUAUCUCUCCUUAGAUGACAUCGGGACAAACCGAUCGCAGAUCGAACAGGAUGUUCCUUUCGGAACCAAUAUGCUGCUGACACCUGCAGAAACACCUCGCAACGCCUACACCCGCUUUGUGGUGUAUACCAAGUCUACCCUUGUGGAGCAGACCACUCCAACGGCGCACAGCCUCUUCGACACCAGUGCCCUUGCUCGAGAUUUGGAUUUCCUGGACAUUGACGUGGACCGUGGGGAAGUCGCCGGUAACCUCACCUGGGAACCGCCCUCGGAUGAGUUCCAUGUCAUCCGAUACAACGUAUACUUGUCGGAGAACGCCUAUGGCCAGGGUCGCCAGUACUUGGGCAACGUCUCCGUCGGUAUCUACGAGUUCUUUAUCCCGCUGGACACGCCACUAUACAACCACACGCACCUUUUGGUGUAUUCGGAGUCUACACUCGCCGAGAUGACGACCCCGGCCGCCCUUGAACUCAUUGACUCAAUAGCGAUUGUGGACAACAUCACGCUCUUCGAUCGGGAUCUUGACGAGAAUGAGGUGGGCGGGGAGAUUACAUGGGACCCUCCUCCUGAUGAGCGGAUCGUGGACCUGUAUCGCGUCUACUUCCAGAGUGACCGGGCCGGGACAGUCAAGUUCCAGCUGGACACGGACAAGCCUCCAGGAGAUCUGCUGGUGAACUUUCCGGAGAACACCAAUAUCACCGGCAUGGCAUACAUCGGUAUCUUCAUCACUGCCUUCGGCAAUGAGCAGCAGACACCUAGCUCGGUGGCCAUUGCUGAGACGAUCUCAUCCGUCGGUUUUGUGUCCUUCCCGGACAGAGACCUGGAUGCGCUGGAGAUCGGAGGUACCUUGAGCUGGGGGCCACCUUUUGACGUCACCUACAACCAGGACUACGUGCUGUACAUGGCAACCAGUGCCACUGGCACCGGAAGAUCUGGGACUCCCUUUGGCGUGGUACCAGUUGGAACAAACUCCUUCUCUGUGCCUGCGGACACCGUGUUCGAUCAUUACACGCACUGGGUCGUGUACACGCGGUCGGUGGCCUACGAGCAGAGCACCCCCGUAGGCACCUUGCUUUGA